AUAUUUAGAGUGUAUGUAAAGUUUAUAAAGUUUAUAUAUGUAGUAUGACGUUAGAGAGCCGCAGGUAAGACCCCCGCAGGUGUGUCGGAUCCUCUCUGCGCACCGCGCGGAGCUGCGCCAGUGACGCAACCAGUUUCCCAACUUUACGGAGUCAUCCCGAUAAAACCCGAAGUGACGGAAAACCAGUGUCCGUCAAUGGAAACCCCCCAGAGGAGACAGAGUGCGGAUAAAAGCUCCAAACUGCUGCAAAUGGAAGCUGAAAGAGAACUUGCCGAGUUUACCGGCGGACAGACACCGAGACCGACCGACAGACCGACCGACAGACCGCCGCUCUGACAGACAUGAACUCUCUGAUAGUUGUCGCCCUGCUGCACUACUUCCUGUUUGCAGUUCUGGUCCGAUCGGCUCCCGUCAGCUCGCCGUCCAACCCGCCGCCAGCGUUCAGAGAGGCGGCCGAGCGAGCGAAGACCCUGGUGGAGAAAAUCCUGAGAGACAUCCCCGCCGUGCACGCCGCCACCGUCAACACGCAGGGUUUGACCCUCGACCCCUCGACUCAGACAGCAAACCUGCAGGUGAUGAUGCAAUCACUGAGAAUCCCUGCGGCGCCCGUCCUCAAACCGCCAUCAGAGCGCUUCACACUGGAGAUGAGUGUGAGUCGUAUGUGUGCGGGCAGCCGGCUGUACCAGAGGCUUCUGGGAGUUUUGUCUGACAGACUGAGCGGACUGAGCGACCUGCGAGCCGACCUCAGAGACCUGCUGACGCACAUCAACAAGAUGAGGGAGGCGGCUCAGCUCGGCGCCGGUGGUGGCGUGGAUCAGGACCACGGUCUGGACCUGACCUCUCGCAGUGACUACGACGUCCAGGUGGCGGUCCACCUGACGCUGACACAGCUUCGCUCCUUCUGCCACGACCUCAUCCGCAGCCUGAGAGCCGUCGCCACCUACAGGCCCAGAGCUGCAGGUGCACUGUAAGCUCCGCCCACCUGGCGCCACACCACACUGUGUUCAAGGACACUGCUGAGGAGUCUGAAGGUCGUGACCUCAGGGAGGAACCCCGGUGACCUUUGUGACAGGGAUCACAUGUUGUUCCCUCGCAGGUCGCCGUACGUCAGCUGCACAGAGUGAGAUGUCUUCCCAGAGAAACAAUCUGUGCUGAGGAUUUAUUUAUUGUUUAUUUAUUGUUUAUAUAUUGUUUAUUUAUUGGGAGGUGUUUGUUUGGGAUUCAGAGGGCCACAGAAAGGAGUUUUAUUGUGAAGGGGACUCCCUCAGACCACAAUCAGCAGGAAUGUGAGAAUCUGAGAGCUGCAGGUCUGAACCUGUUGGAGUCCUGAAACCUGCUGCUCUCAACAGCGGCUGCAGAACAAAACUGGAACUUAUUUUCACUCAGAAAGUUUCAGCAACACAAAUUCAAAACAUUAUUGAUGAAGUAUUUUUUAUUGAUCAUAACAUAAGGUCAGUGUCACUAAAAGCUGCUUCACCAACAAUGUUUUACACUUUGAGUUUGUUUUACUUAAAGGAAGUUUUAAAAUUCAAACUAAUGGUUUUAUAAUAAUCAAUAAUAAUCAAUGAUCAGAUGAACCAUCUGAUCAGAACUGAGUGUAAUUAGUGCCAAUUCUGCUGCUCCUGUUUCACAGUAAGAGAACCAUGCAGAUGCUUUUACUGUGAAGCAGCCACAGGAAGUGCAUUAUAUUUGUUUUUCAUGUUUUGUUUUUGUUUAUUUAUUUAUAUUUGAGACGUGAUGUUUGGGUAGAGAUCAGUUUGUAUUUAUCGGCUGUUAUUUAUCAUAUUUUUUAUUUAUUGAUUAAUUUUAUUAGUAAAUAUUUAUUGGUAGCACACAGAAACUUGAAUGUGCUUCUAGUGACAAUUAAUUAAUUUAAUUUAUUUUAUAUUUCAUUUAAACUAUUAAUAAUAUUUACUGCACGGACAUAUUGUUUCAUGUUAUGGUUUUCAUUUGAGUGAAUUUAUUUUGGAGGAACUCUGACGAGACGAGAGAGGCUUAAACAAACAGUAGAGAGAGAGAGAGAGAGAGAGAGACAGAGAGAGAGAGACAGGGAGAGAGACAGAGAGAGACAGAGAGAGAGAGAGACAGAGAGAGAGAGAGACAGGGAGAGAGAGAGAGAGAGAGAGAGAGAGAGAGAGAGAGAGGGAGAGUCACUACAGGAAGUUCCUCAAGUUGAGCAACCAGUGAUGAUGUCAGAGCAGUGAUGAUGUCAGAGCAGGUCACCGUGUGAACAGGAAGUUGUUUCAUUGUGUUCAGGUGUGAAUCUGAACGUCUCUUAAAGAGACAGUGUACCCUGUGGGUCAACAGAGUUAUUGAUGUUAUUUAUUGUUUGUUUGUAAACAUUCUUACGUGAUGAACCUGUUUUGUAUUUGAUGUUUUUUAUGUGUUUUUAUGAUGAGACACUAACAGCCAAUCAGUGCGUCUGUUUUUAUAAUAAAACGGGGUGCGUUCCAUUCA
Molecule: messenger RNA, 2457 nt
Organism: Dicentrarchus labrax (European seabass)
Lineage: Eukaryota; Metazoa; Chordata; Actinopteri; Moronidae
Exons: 5
Coding region: 342-971 (209 amino acids)
Biological process (GO): immune response
Cellular component (GO): extracellular region
Molecular function (GO): cytokine activity
Source: RefSeq, a predicted model, not a curated record